UGGACUGAGUGACAUAACUGCAGUCAGCAGCUUUAUUCACCUACGUUUUCUGGAUGUUUCUAACAACCACCUUACUGAUCUUUCUCCUCUGGCCUCUCUGACCCAGCUGCUCUGGCUGAAGGUUGACUGCAAUGCUGUGGCAUGUUUCAAAGGGCAACCUUUCACUCAGUUGACCUACCUACAGUGGCUGAGCAUGGCAUCGAACCGGCUAACUGACCUGGAUGGCCUGGUCGGGCCUGCCUUGGAGAGCCUAAAUCUUACAGGUAAUGGUUUAAAGACAGUGAAUGGUCUUCAGGGUGGCUGUUUUGCCAACCUGGUGACACUAGAGCUGAGGGGAAACCACUUGGAUUCCAUUGAUGGCAUCAACCUUCCAAACCUGCGGCAAUUAUAUCUGGCCCAAAACGUUAUCAAACACCUGAAGGGUUUAGAGAGGUUAGAGCACCUCACCACUUUUCACCUUCGAGACAACCAGCUCGAUACUCUGGAAGGCCUCAGCCCCAACAUGAAGUGUCUCCAAUACCUCAAUGUCAGAGGCAACGCCAUUUUAUACGAGAAUGCCCUGAAAUGCCUCGGGCUUGUGUCAAAAACUCUGCGAGCUUUGGUCCUCUCCGAGAAUCCUCUGGUGGAAACGAACGACUACCGGCUGAGUGUACUAGUUCUCCUGCCCAAUCUGGAGCGACUUGACAAAGAUCUUGUCUCCCCUGAGGAACGGACUGAGGCACUGGAGAGAAUCAAGGAACUUAAAGAAGAGGAAAUAUCUCUGCCAUAAGAUUUGUAAUGAUGGCCAAUACGAGGAAGUGUUUGGCUUCCUUGAAAACGGGUUUGGUGUGUCUAGGCGGGUGAAUGUUACAGUGUUGAAUGAAAUGUAUUGUAUACCUUUUUGCCUAUAGAGUGUCUUGUAUGACGUGUAUCAUCCGUAAAUGUGUAAAUUUGUGUUGCUUGUGUCAUGUUCUUACACUAUUAAAGCCAAUCUAUUUUUUUCGACAAUAAAAGUUUUGAAAAUGUUUAUUUCUGAGAGGCUUACAUGUACAAAUGCAGACAAUCAGCUGGAGCAACAAAGCAAUGUGUCAGUGACUAAGGAAUAAGAAAUGAGGGAGUAUUUGAACCUUUUGUUGCCAGCCAAACUGUUGUGUUUCCCUGAGUAAGGAUGAGAGGGCAAAAUCUGCCACCAUUUCCCUGUUGGCAGCCAUCCAACUGUGGCUUUAAAGGGACAGUGACAUGAGUUGGAUGGAAAAUCAACUAUAUACUGGAUUUUACUGUCGACCAAAGCCUGCACAUUGUAUCGAAUAAUGCAGUUGUUUUCUGUUUAUUAGUAGUAAUCUGAAGUUGUCAAUAAAAUCUCCACAUCUCACCAUCACACUGUUGCCACAAUCACAAAGUCAACUGCCCACCUCACUGAAAAGAUUGUACAAUUUAUUAAAGUCUUCAAAGUGG
Micropterus salmoides (largemouth bass) is the source of this 1434-nucleotide messenger RNA. It is a transcript of the gene lrrc23, whose product is annotated as leucine rich repeat containing 23. NCBI's taxonomy places the organism in Eukaryota, Metazoa, Chordata, Actinopteri, Centrarchiformes, Centrarchidae. Gene Ontology annotation, molecular function: protein binding. The record is from RefSeq and is a predicted model, not a curated record.